AUGGCAGCUCCGUUAGUGGCUCCAGGUUUCAGGUUCUAUCCCAGGGAUGAAGAACUCUUGAGUUAUUUGCGGAGAAAAGUGAGUGGACGUAAGAUUGAGCCGGAUAUCAUUCCAGAAAUAGGUUUGUACGAUUGCGAGCCAUGGGAUCUACCUGAUAAGUCUCCUCUGUCCAAUGGAGAUUCGCAAUGGUAUUUCUUCACUCUUCUUAAGAGAAGGUAUCAUACUGGUUCACGCAUAAACAGGGCCACUAAAGCUGGUUACUGGAAAGCAAGUGGGAGGGGCCGUAAGAUUGCCUCACAGUUGGGUGUGAAGAGAACCCUAGUCUUCUACACAGGCCGCACUCCACAGGGGGAACAAACAGAUUGGGUGAUGCAUGAAUAUUCUCUAGAUGGCGCAGCUGGUUUGCAGGAUACUUUUGUCUUAUGCCGUAUUUUCAAGAAAAAGGGAACAGAGCAUAAGAAUGGUGAACAGAAUGACGCACAGAUAGAAAAUAAUAUAGAACCUACGCCCUCACACGCUUAUGUUCAAGGGUGUCCAGAUGCAGCGUUGAACGUGCCAAUAACUUUGAUUGGAUCUCCUCAAACUCCCCACUCCUCUCAAAACCUGGCAGCUCAGACUCUCUACGAACUCGAGCAUAGCCGUGGUGAAAGAGGCACAGUUCAGUUCGAUGCUGUCAAUGGGGUGGGUACCAAUCCCAGGAGAUUUAACACCAACACCGCUACCAACGAAGAGGAGAUGAAAUAUAUGGCGGAGGUUUUCGAAAAUGUGAAAGACACUGAGGAAACUGGGCACUUUGAUAAUAGGCAAAACUCUGCUAGUAUGGACACUGCCCCUCUUGACCAUUCUGCUCAUCCCGAGCAUCACAACUGCUCUAAAUGUGACAAGACGGCAGAGGAGCUCAUUAGUUUCAAAAAAGGCUUCGAGAAGAUGACAGAGGAGCUCAUCAACCUCAAAGCCGAUGUAGCAAAGAUGGUUGAUCUCUUCCAAUCCAACUCUACUAUGCAGGAGAAUGUGACAGCACUACUUCGUAUGUUGCAGAAGAUGGAAUUCAAAAAGCAUGGAGAUGACAAAGGUGCAAGUUCAAGCAAUCACAUGCAGCUGAUUGAAUUUUUGUAA
Cryptomeria japonica (Japanese cedar) is the source of this 1116-nucleotide messenger RNA. Its product is annotated as NAC domain-containing protein 45-like. Lineage: Eukaryota; Viridiplantae; Streptophyta; Pinopsida; Cupressales; Cupressaceae. The transcript is spliced from 3 exons. Gene Ontology annotation, biological process: regulation of DNA-templated transcription. Gene Ontology annotation, molecular function: DNA binding. The record is from RefSeq and is a predicted model, not a curated record. Bases 1 to 1116 code for a protein of 371 amino acids.